Fusarium sp. VM40 is the source of this 1659-nucleotide messenger RNA. The record is from the annotation of a GenBank genome assembly. NCBI's taxonomy places the organism in Eukaryota, Fungi, Ascomycota, Sordariomycetes, Hypocreales, Nectriaceae.
AUGUGUGGUGUUUCGGGCAUCUUGCUAGGCGAUUCGGAAGCCACCUCCGCUGCCAUCGACUUACACGAAUCUUUGUAUUACCUUCAACAUCGUGGACAAGAUGCUGCAGGUAUCGCUGUUUGCCAGGGCGGAAGAGUCGCCCAGUGUAAAGGUCUAGGCAUGGCCAGCAAGGUCUUUGCUGAUGGCAAGCGACUUGAGCAUCUUCCCGGCUACAUGGGCCUGGGCCAUGUUCGCUACCCUACCAUGGGAACCGCUUCUGCAUCUGAAGCUCAGCCAUUCUACGUUAAUGCGCCAUUCGGUAUCUCAAUGAGCGUCAACGGUAACCUCGUCAACACCGAAUACCUUCGCAAGUUCCUCGACGAAGAAGCCCACCGACACGUCAACUCUGAUUCCGACUCAGAGCUCCUCCUCAAUAUCUUCGCACACGGACUUCAGCAGCUCGGCAAGACUCGUGCCAACUCGGAGGAUAUCUUCACUGCCCUGAGCGAUGUGUACGCCAAGUGCCAGGGAGCUUUCGCUUCCACUGCCAUGAUUGCAGGAUUCGGUAUCCUGGCUUUCCGUGAUGCCAACGGCAUUCGACCCCUUGCCAUGGGUUCCCGACCCUCCGCUACCCUUGACGGCGCCAAGGACUACAUGUUUGCUUCUGAGUCCGUUGUCCUCAAGCAGCUCGGUUUCGAAGAUAUUAUCGACAUUCUGCCUGGACAGGCCUGCUUUUUGCAGAAGGGCUGUGCCCCCAAGUUCCGCCAGAUCAUUAACAACCAACCUUACACGCCCGAUUGCUUCGAAUUUGUUUAUGUUGCUCGCCCCGACUCGACCAUGGAUGGUAUCUCCGUCUACCGCAGCCGACAAAACAUGGGAGAGAAGCUGGCCAAGAAGAUCCGAAAGGUCCUUGGAGAGAAGGGAGUUGCGGAGAUCGACGCUGUUAUUCCAGUGCCUGAGACAAGUAAUAUCGCAGCAGCUACUCUUGCUGAGAAGCUCGGCAAGCCAUACGUUACAGCUCUUAUCAAGAACCGAUAUGUUCAACGAACCUUCAUUCUCCCAAACCAAGCUCUUCGAAUGAAGAGUGUCCGUCGCAAGCUUUCACCCAUCGAUUCAGAGUUUAGGGGAAAGAACUUAAUUCUUGUGGACGACAGUGUUGUUCGAGGCACAACAUCACGACAAAUUGUUCAAAUGGCCAGAGACGCUGGAGCUCUUCGUGUCAUCUUCGUCUCAGCCUCCCCUGAGUGCAUACACCCACAUAUUUAUGGCAUUGAUCUUGCGGAUCCUAUUGACCUGGUUGCUCAUGGCCGAACAACGCAACAGAUUGCCGACUAUAUUGGUGCUGACGAGGUCAUUUUCCAAGACCUCGAUGGCCCUGAUGGACUCAAGGCCGCGUGUAUGGAGGCUGCUGAGACCACAAGUAAGGUCGUAGACUUCGAGGUUGGUGUGUUCUGUGGCAAGUACGUCACAGAGGUUCCAGAAGGCUAUUUCGAGCAUCUGAGUGAUCUCCGUAACGGAAAGCGAAAGGCCAAGGCUGCUUUGAUGGAGAUCAAGGCUGGUGGCGAUGAGGGUGGAAACGUGGUCGUCAGCUCUGGGCCUACAAACGGACCCCCCGAGUCUGACGAGCGAGAAGAUAUCAGUAUGCACAAUGUCGCCAGUGAGCAGAUCACAACAUCAUAA